This is a messenger RNA of Gymnogyps californianus (California condor), 1160 nucleotides long. It is a transcript of the gene PIGX, whose product is annotated as phosphatidylinositol glycan anchor biosynthesis class X. NCBI's taxonomy places the organism in Eukaryota, Metazoa, Chordata, Aves, Accipitriformes, Cathartidae. Bases 1 to 753 code for a protein of 250 amino acids. Gene Ontology annotation, cellular component: endoplasmic reticulum membrane. The transcript has 6 exons. Gene Ontology annotation, biological process: GPI anchor biosynthetic process. The record is from RefSeq and is a predicted model, not a curated record.
AUGGCGGGCGGCCCGCGGUGGCGGGGCGAGGCGGUGCUCCGCGCCGGCCUGGCCGCGCUCCUCUGCGCCCUCCAUGCGCAGGCUGCUUGUCGGGAUGCCGCUGUCACGCAGGAGCUUCUGAAAGAGGGGUUUCACAGGGACCUGCUGGUGAAGGUGGAACUCGGUGUAGUGGGGGAGGAUGCAGGAGGAUGCACGGUGGCAGCUAGAACUCGUCUUCCACCAGGAAUCUACGUGGAUCCCUACGAGCUGGCAUCGCUGCAGCAGCACAAUUUAACAAAGGCAGUGUUAAUUCCUGAUGUAAUUGAUGUGGAGGCUCCCGAGUACGUAGCCACAGAUCUUCUUGUUCUCCUGUAUAUGGAACCCGACCCUCGGUGCUCUCGCUGUUUUAGAGCUGCCUUGCCUGUGCACGGGCGGUACCACCGGCCGGCAGAAGAGAGUGAGGAAGCGUUGGUUGUUCUGAAGAGCCCCGAAAUACUGGUCUGCUGCUGCGAGAAUCGCCUGUCAGCAGAGUGUUGGAAGCCUGCUGAAGUGGAAGCUCCCUGUUCAGGCAAAAACGUCGGCCCUUGUCAGUGGUACAGCGUAACGCACAAACCUGCAUAUGAGGAAUCGAUUUUGCAUGUUCCAGUAGGGCUCAGGCAACAUAGUUCCUUAGUGUGUGUCGUGACUCUUCUUGCCACGGUGCUCUGUUCCAGUCUGAUUCUCGCAGCCGUAUGCAAAUAUGGACACUUCUCCCCGAUGACCUGCUCAGAAUAAAGAAAUAUGGAAUGACUGACCUCCAUCCAGCAAAACUAACUAAAUAUUACAUCAGCUUCCUAAAUGAAUCCUAUUCUACUGUUAUUUAUAUCUUGGUAAUGUGCGAGGGUCCCAUAAUGGGUUAUAGUUCCCUUGGCCGAAUUCUUACAAACACCUUUGACACACCAGAAGACUGUUUCGGUGCGUUGUCAAGAGACAAAGCAGAUGGAGGGCAGGAAUAGUGCUGCAAAAAGCUGGAAGGACUGCCGCAGUUUUGGUUCCGAUUCCCUCCCCCUGGCCCAGAGCCUGCUUCGAUGACAGUGCUGCUUCUUGCAGAGGUGUUUGUAUUUCUUGAAUUUAAACCAAUGGACUCAGGGAUUGGUUAUUAAGGGUAUGAAAAACAUUAGCUUGUCAUUAAAGUUUCUGAA